Blepharisma stoltei is the source of this 417-nucleotide messenger RNA. Lineage: Eukaryota; Ciliophora; Heterotrichea; Heterotrichida; Blepharismidae. The record is from the annotation of a GenBank genome assembly.
AUGCCAUUUGAUUUCGGGAGAUGGACAAUUGAUGACACUGAAGUGUUUUACAUCGGCGAAUAUUCGUUUGCGUUUGUGAAUCUGCGACCUAUAAGAAAGCAUCAUGUGCUGGUAUGCCCAAUAAGAAAAGUUGAGCGACUUAAAGACUUGGAACUCCAUGAGCUCAGUGAGAUGAUGAAAAUUGCAAGCUUAAUUUCUCAAAAAAUAGCAAAUGGGGCAUGCAAUAUUGCUAUCCAGGAUGGCAUAGAUGCUGGACAAACAGUAAAUCAUGUGCACAUUCAUGUUGUUCCUAGAGAAGGGGAAGGUAUUCUUCAUAUUGAUAGACUCUAUGGAGAUCGAAGCCCUGCACAAAUGGCAGCUGAAGCUACAAUUCUUAGAAGUAUGAUGCAGGAUUAUCAUAUUGAAGAAUGUGCAUAA